Molecule: messenger RNA, 597 nt
Organism: Cynara cardunculus var. scolymus (artichoke)
Lineage: Eukaryota; Viridiplantae; Streptophyta; Magnoliopsida; Asterales; Asteraceae
Product: TIR domain-containing protein-like
Exons: 3
Coding region: 1-597 (198 amino acids)
Biological process (GO): signal transduction
Source: RefSeq, a predicted model, not a curated record
AUGCAACGUUCAGUUUCCUCCACCAAGAAUAUCUACCGCCACCUCCUCCACUGCCACAGGUCACCCACUCCAGCCACCCUCACAUACCAGCAGCCACCUUGUGAUGUUUUUAUCAACCACCGUGGAAUUGACACAAAGAAAAACGUUGCCGGACUUCUGUAUGAUCAUCUCAUGAGGUCAAAUUUUAGGCCUUUCUUGGACAGCAAGAACAUGAAACCAGGGGAUAAAUUGUUCGAUAAAAUCGACACUGCCAUCCGUGGAUGUAAAGUCGGGGUUGCGGUUUUUUCUCCCCGGUAUUGUCAAUCGUAUUUUUGCUUGCAUGAAUUGGUUCGUAUAAUGGAGGCUAAGAAGAAGGUUAUACCGAUUUUCAUUGACGUUAAACCAUCUGAGCUUAUCGUUAAGGACCACUGGAGGGCGCCGAAACACGAGCUAGAUAGGUUCAAAUCGGCUCUCGAGGAGGCUAAGUACACUGUUGGGCUUACAUUUGAUUCAUCAAACGGGGACUGGCCGGAAUUUCUUAUGAGCGCCACCGAUGCCAUCAUCGAGAACAUGAUAGAGGUGGAAGAAGAAGAAAAUAUAUCAAAAAAGAAAAUCUAA